GAGAUCCCUCAAAAUCCUACGAGAAGCUCUCACCUGCACGAAGUAACGUCAGGCCACAGUUGCUGAUGCUAAUCAGCCUGACCCUCCAACAACAACAACAACAGUGCCAGGCCUACAUGGGUUCAGUGCAGGGCCAGCUAUGGCUACGUCUUCAAAUACCCCCCUCCCACAAGAUGAUGGACUGUGGAUGUUUCUUCAGAGCCGAGGGAUUCCUGAGAAAAAUAUUCAGAAAAUGCAGCAAGAUCAUAUUGACAGCUCGGUAGUUGGAGAAAUAGAUGAUGCCACUAUGACUGCUUACAUUCCAGCAUAUGGUGAUAGGAUUGCUACAAGGCGUUUCUGUAUGGAAAAACAGAGAAAAGGUGGUGAUGAUCUAAAAAGACAGUCCUUAUUUGAAAAACUUAGAAGAAAGUUGGGCACAUUGACAAGCAAUAAAGACACAGAUCAAGAUUUUGAGGAGGAGCAUUCUAUGCAGCCAACAAAGAUACAUCUGAGAAAUAACAAAAGGGCCGUGAAGAUGACAAGGAAAAUAGAACUAGGAUGGAUACACGACAAGAAACAAGUGAGAAAACGCAAUGGUGGAGGAACCAGAGUUCUUGAUAUUUCCAAGAAAGCCACAAAAACAGAGAUUCUAUCACAAGCUAAAAAGCUAUUUUUCCCCAAUGAGAAAUCGAGAAAGGGAAAGUGGGAAGAGUUCAGUCACAACAUUGUUGACUUUCAGGAAGCAUACCUUGAUGAGGGUGUUAGUGUGGGAGAGCUCUAUGAGACACAUAAAUUGGGGAUUUUAAGAUUUUACUUGUUCACAGAGCACCUGACAAAUGAAGAUGAAGUGUUCACAGAGAUGACAGAAGGAACUGAUGAACAGACAGAUGCAGCGAGGCUAAAUGAGCAACAGAAAAACACAACAGAAGAUAAUGAGCAGCUGACACAAAAAACACAUGACAGUGAACAGCAGACACAUACUGUAGAAGAUGUUGUCUCUACUGCUGUAGAGAUUGUUGAUCUUACAUCUUUGUGUGAUACAUCGGAGGUCAUUUUUGGCCCUUUGCAAGGUGGACCAUUUUUAGAAGAUCUUGAUGACACAAUCUUACAUGAGCCUAUAGAAGAGGCACAGAUAAACAUCAACGCCUACAGCUCAACUCCUGUCCAUUCUGACACAGUGCCUGCUGGCCCAUUAAGUCCUACUUAUGAACCUUUGCAUGUGACAGUGAAACUCCACAGAGUCAAUCUCUUGGAGGAACUGAUUACCCAAUUCAAGGAUGAAGUGAUUAUGUCCUACUCUGUGAAAUACAGCUUCAUUCAUGAAAUGGGGGCAGAUGCUGAUGGCGUGUCCAGGGAUGUAUAUGCUGCCUUCUGGACAGAGUUUUUAGACUGUGCAGCAGAGGGUGCAGAUGUGAGAGUGCCAUCACUAUCCCCAAAAUGGCAAGAGGAAGAAUGGAAAUCCGUUGGUAGGAUAAUGGUCAAGGGAUUAAAGGAACAUGGAUAUUUUCCUUCUCGGCUGGCUCAAGCCUUUACAGCAGCAAUCAUAUUUGGUGAACACACUGUCUCACCUGAUUUAUUGUUUGACUCACUAAUGUUGUAUCUUAGUCAGUCUGAGCGUGAUCUCUUGUCCACUGCUUUGCAAGACGCCCUUGAUGGUGAUGAUAAAGAUGAGCUUCUUGAUCUUAUGGAUCGCAUGGGAGUAAGAACAGUACCAACACAAGAGAACUUGAAAGCUGUGCUUCUCCAAGUGGCCCACAAGCAAAUAAUCCAGCAACCAAAAUAUGCACUGGAUAACAUUGCAGCAGUCGCAGGACCAACUCUCAGGGAGUUCUUCCCCAGUGUGCUGGAUAUGCAGAAGAUGUAUGAGAAUCUUAAACCAUCAACCCGGAAGGUUUUAAAGUUGAUCACGGCCUCUCCAGCUACUCCAGCAGAGAACCAAAGUUUGCAAUUUUUACAUCAGUACAUCAGGGGAUUGGAUGAGAUAGGCCUCCGGAAGAUGUUGAGAUUCAUGACAGGGUCUGAUGUCAUCUACGUUAAAGACAUUCAAGUCAUAUUCACCCCUUUGGAAGGGUUAUCUAGGCGGCCUAUUGCACAUACUUGUGGCCCAACAUUAGAGCUGCCAUCAACUUACAACAGCUAUCCUGACCUCCGAGCUGAAAUGGAGGCUAUACUGUCCAGCAACUUCUAUGCAAUGGACAUUGCAUAG
Molecule: messenger RNA, 2185 nt
Organism: Tachysurus vachellii
Lineage: Eukaryota; Metazoa; Chordata; Actinopteri; Siluriformes; Bagridae
Exons: 3
Coding region: 140-2185 (681 amino acids)
Molecular function (GO): ubiquitin-protein transferase activity
Source: RefSeq, a predicted model, not a curated record